This is a messenger RNA of Ilex paraguariensis (yerba mate), 1865 nucleotides long. NCBI's taxonomy places the organism in Eukaryota, Viridiplantae, Streptophyta, Magnoliopsida, Aquifoliales, Aquifoliaceae. The record is from the annotation of a GenBank genome assembly.
GCUUUGUCUGCUGCGCGAUACCAGAAUUUCAGCUGGCGCGAUCAAACACAGCUCUCUCUCUCUCUUAUUGAUAUCUCCUUCUAACUUCUCUCGCUUUCUGUGUGUCUUCUCUUCCUUCACCUCAUCUUCUUGCUCAAAGAAGAGAGAGAAAACAAAUAUACUCAAAACCCAUUACAAUUCUUGUUUCAUUUGAUUGAUUCACAGAUCUAACUCUUCCACUUUCAGAUCUUCUUCUCUUUGCAACUUAAAGACUUGUAGUGCAUAACUUAUUCGUCUUGCGGAGAGGGAACUAUUAACCGUUGAGGUUUAUUUUAAUCAGUUAUCUUUAGUCCCCAUUAGAUGUGGCCAAUUUCGAGGGUGGUUUGGAUGAGAUGAGGUAUGUUAUCUGGGUUGAUGAAGUUUUUGAGGGCCUGUUUUUGGCCAAGGGGGGAUGGGCAUGUUCAUACUGGUUCUGAUGCCAGUGGUCGACAGGAUGGGCUUCUAUGGUACAAGGAUACAGGGCAACAUUUUAAUGGAGAGUUCUCGAUGGCUGUGGUACAAGCAAAUUUUUUACUUGAGGAUCAGAGCCAAAUCGAAUCUGGUUGUUUGAGCUUGCAUGAUUCUGGGCCGUUUGGUACCUUUGUAGGGGUUUAUGAUGGACAUGGUGGCCCUGAGACAUCGCAGUACAUCAAUGAUCAACUCUUUCAACAUCUCAAGAGGUUUACUUCAGAGCAACAAUCCAUGUCAGUUGAGGUAAUACGGAAGGCAUUCCAAGCAACAGAAGAGGGGUUUAUCUCUCUUGUUACCAAGCAAUGGCCAAUGAAACCGCAGAUUGCAGCAGUUGGAUCAUGCUGUCUGGUUGGGAUCAUCUGCAAUGGCGCUCUUUAUAUUGCCAACCUUGGUGACUCCCGUGCUGUUCUGGGGAGACUGGUCAAGGCAACAGGAGGGGUUCUGUCCAUUCAGCUCUCGGAUGAGCACAAUGCCAGUAUAGAGUCUGUGAGACAAGAAUUGCAUUCUUUGCACCCGGAUGACUCGCAAAUAGUAGUGUUAAGGCAUAACGUGUGGCGUGUAAAGGGCAUAAUACAGAUUUCAAGAUCCAUUGGUGAUUUGUAUCUGAAGAAGGCAGAAUUCAACAGGGAGCCAUUAUUUGCUAAAUUUCGCCUUCGUGAACCUUUGAGAAGACCAAUACUGAGCUCAGACCCAUCAAUUUCAGUGCAUCAAUUGGAGCCACAUGAUCAGUUCGUUAUAUUUGCAUCAGAUGGUCUCUGGGAGCACCUAAGCAACCAAGAAGCAGUUGAUAUAGUUCAAAAUCAUCCCCGCAGUGGAAGUGCUAGGAGAUUGGUAAAAGUUGCACUGCAAGAAGCAGCGAAGAAGAGAGAGAUGAGGUACUCAGACUUGAAAAAGAUUGACCGCGGAGUUCGUAGGCAUUUCCACGAUGACAUCACAGUGAUUGUAUUGUUCCUUGACUCAAACCUCUUGUGCAGGGCAAGCUCAGUGAAGAGUCACAACCUAUCUGUGAAAGGGGGUGGAGUCAAGCUUCCUCCUAAAUCUCUUGGAUCUUGACGAAGCAGUCCCCUAAUGUUGUUGUCUGUUGUACUAUUCUGCUGUGAAUACUACCAGGUAGCUUCUGAAGAGAGAUAAAGAAGAGCAGGCCAUCAAUUCUUUAAUGUACGCUGUCAGUAACUGUUUACUGAGAACUAAUUCUUGGGUUUAGUUUCUGUCCCAAGAAAAAGAGAACUGGAAAGGCCAGUCGACAGAUCAUCAUAGUUAUAUCCUUAGGAAUUUUAUUCAACUUUAUUGUUUUUUUCUCCUGUUAUGCCUUGUCUCUGUUUUUGGCUUUUAUCAAUUGUAUGACUCGACGCUGUAAAUUUCUGUAUUGAUCGAUG